AAAUUUUCUUAGCUUUUCCGAGUCACUCUCUGGUCUUAGCUGCACAUUCAACACUCUUGCUAAAAACACACUUCUGUUGAGAAAAAUUAACUGUCGUCGGCUAGUUGCAGUGUGAGUGCGUUACUUGAUGAAUUCUUCAAGUGCUCUUAUCUAAUCUACUCGACGCAAAAAAUAUUAUAAUAUAAAAUAAUAACAAUAAUAUACAUUCAUAUAUUUUUACUACAGUAAUUAGACGUGCGUGUAUACUUGGUGUAGCUGGUAAACUCUGUGAGACAAGCGUCACUUGUGAUUAUACUGAAGAUGAUCAACAAGGACACAUAGCUCUGUUGUAUUGUUGAAAAAGCUAUAAAAAAUCCUCGAAAACGGCGACAAGUUGACGGUGAGUGAAAGAAAUAGUUGCGAAAAAGUGUCAUUUACUCCAAGUGCUGAUGAAUUUAUGAGCUUGUCUGUAACAUCUAUCGAAGGUGAAUUGGAUUUAUGAGUUUAAUUGUCACGGUUCGUCGCAAGGCAUUGAAAUAAAAUAAUAAUUACUAUUUUAAUGCCCAAAAAAACAUCACGUUUAACUGGCUGCUGGGUGGGGCUAGGAAAUUAAAUGGUACUCAUAUCACGAGAGAUCAAAUUAAAUAAAUGACGUGAUAGAAGCCGUGUUUAUUUGUUUGCUAAAAUUAAUAUAACAAUUGGUCCAUCAUCAAUUACAAUAACCAUAAUAAAAAUAUAAGUUCCAACAAUAACAUCAAUAUCAGCAUCAUCAAUGGCAAAACAGUAACAGUAACAACAACAACAACGACAACAACAACAACAACAAUAACAAUAACAGCAGCAGCAGCUGAAUAGUUAACGUAAACUAUCAAUAAUGAUUAUUAAUUUAUACCAGUACUUGGUAGUUUAUGAAAGAACGGCAAUCCACCGAUUCAACCAAGAAACAUUUAAAAGCCAUACGCAGUGUAAUUUCAUUCAAUUCAAUUGAAUAUAAAUUUGUUUUUGUUUUUAUUUUCAUUUAUUCAAUUCAGCAUUGAGACUUACGACAGUUACAGUUUAUUUUUUUUUUCUAUUAAACCGUAAGCAUCAUCAGUGCAUAGCGGAAUUCCCGGUGCGUGCAGGUCAGUGUGUGUGACCUCGUUCAUCGUGUACCUGCAUAAAUUAGACGGCUUUUCAUACACACUCACAUUGUAUGAGGAAAGUACUUUUGUUUGUUUAUUUUCUGAUAGUUUUUUACAACUGCAAAGACAUUGAACACGCGGCAAGUGAACUGAAACACAUGCCAUAAGCAAACCCACGAGGAAAUGUCUAAUUUCUACAAAUGACGACACCGAGUACCAAUAAUUCAGGACGUCAGUGGAAGCAGAAAUUACUGGGAAGAUUGACCUAGCAGUAGAGCAACGCGAUGCAUCGGAGACUAGGUCACAGCAACUAUGACGGCAAAAUCGCUGGAUUAUAUGACUUGGAGGAAACCCUUGGGCGAGGUCAUUUUGCUGUGGUUAAACUCGCCAGGCAUGUCUUCACCGGGGAGAAGGUGGCGGUCAAGGUUAUCGAUAAGAGUAAGCUAGAUGAAGUUUCCCGAGCGCAUCUAUUCCAGGAGGUAAGAUGCAUGAAACUGGUACAGCAUCCCAAUGUAGUACGGCUUUAUGAAGUAAUAGACACGCAGACAAAGCUCUACCUUAUCCUGGAGCUUGGCGAUGGUGGAGAUCUUUAUGAUUAUAUAAUGCGGCACGAUAGUGGAUUAAGCGAAGAGGUGGCGAGAACUUAUUUUCGUCAAAUAGUGAGAGCCAUAUCAUACUGUCACCGCCUUCACGUGGUCCACAGGGAUUUAAAACCCGAGAAUGUCGUGUUCUUCGAGAAAAUUGGCACCGUUAAAUUGACAGACUUCGGUUUCAGUAAUCGAUUUUGUCCUGGGCAAAAGCUAGAAACAUCUUGUGGCUCGCUGGCCUAUUCAGCACCAGAAAUUCUUCUAGGUGACAGUUACGAUGCACCAGCGGUUGACGUCUGGUCCCUUGGUGUCAUUCUAUACAUGCUGGUCUGCGGACAAGCACCUUUUCAGGAAGCUAAUGAUAGUGAGACAUUAACGAUGAUAAUGGACUGCAAAUACUCAAUUCCUUCACACGUGUCAGACGAGUGUAAGAGACUUAUCGCUAAAAUGUUAGUACGUGCACCUGAGGGACGUGCGACUCUUGAACAAAUUGCCAGCGAUCCUUGGCUGGGUAUUGAGACUGAUGAUCCCGUAGAUGUUUUACCUCUUGUUUCUAGAGAACAGGUUUCUGAUGAACAUCAUAAUCUAAUAAUUACUAAAAUGGUCAACGGAAAUAUUGCUACGAAAGAAGAAAUUUUAGAUGCUCUUGACAAAAACGAGUACAACCAUAUCACGGCUACGUACUUCCUGCUGGCAGAGAGAAAAUUACGAGCCCAUCGACAAGAACAAGUACAAAAAAAUCGUACAGAACUGGACGUUAAUACACGUCGCCAUAAUGAUCUCUCUAUGAGCGAUCUACGUGCUGAACCAAAUUUAGUUGGUAGUGUGAAUCAAUCGUUAUUAUCAGUACCAAGAACACCUGGAGACGUACCACAGAAUUCACGAACGCGUAAGUGCAGUAUCGUCCAAGAAGAAGAAGAUGAAGACGAUGUGUCUUCGUGUUCCGGUCGAGACGAGCAUGGUAGCAACUCGGCGUUGAAUUCAUUAAAUCGUCGUGGUUCCAGAUCAGAGGGUAAAUUAUCACAUAUACUACAAGAGCGGUUGGCUCAAUUACCAGAGAAGCACGCUGUAUUGAAACAGCCGUCACGGCAAAUAAUUCAAGCCCAAGAAAUAACGCCAAAGGAUUCACCGUCACCGAGUCACACAUUUACCGUUGUUAAAGUACAUCAGGAUCCUUCUUAUCCUGGUGAUGAAACAAUAACUGAGGAGAAUAUGAAUAACAGACUGCCAUCAACUACAGGAUUAACUUAUACUACUACUACUACUACGACUUUAACUUCAACUUGUUCAUCUCCUAAAAUAAUAACACCGUCAACAACAACAGAAACAACUACCGUAAGUGGAUUAACUAAAAUACCUAUUUACAGUAAUACCACCGAGAGGUCAAAUUUACCAGCAGAGUCUUUGGAAACUUCAGUACCUGUGCCAAAUUAUAAAUGGAAAAUGGGUUCUCAGCAUAAUCGUAGUAUAAACGAUUCAGUAACAACCGUACCGUCGUCAAAAAAUUUAUCCAACUUUGAGGUUGGUUUUUCAAAAUUAGGAACAAUAACAACAACCAUUUUAACAGAAUCAUCAACAGCACCGUCGCCGAUACGUUUACCAAAGACAUUAUUCACUGGCGACAGCAACCUUCAACCCAAAUACAAAACUAUGCCUUUGACAGGCAGUGCUGCGGUCCCGGCGACGAUUGGGGAAAUCCAGUCGGAAAAAUUAGCACUAAAAGAAAUUUUGGAAGACGGCGACGUACUUGAAUCCACUGAGAGUGGUGGUGGCGGUGACAAUUCGUCGAAAAGCCGCGUUGUGAGACGCACUGGGUACGAACAGAAGCGCAGUAAAUUUCACAAGACCCGUACUACGUCUUGCUCGAGUUCGGAUGCGAGUGAUGAUGACAGUGAAGGAAGAAAGAAACGCGCUCACAAGCUGGGUGCAACAACAGGUAAGCCUCUGCCUUCGAGGCGGGACAGCCAUGACGAUUCUAGUGAUUCUCAGGAUCCUGGAGGCAAUGGAGGUGGCGGCCUAGGAAACAGUGAUAAUGUUCAGCACACUGCGUCUAGUAAUACGAGCAGUGAUGGAAAUGAAAACAGUACUUCAACGACAACGACCACGACAACGGGUACCACUACCAGUGGCGGUAAAGUCCAAAGGUGUACAGAAUCUCAGGCAAUGACUUUUGGACGCAGACAUCGUGCUGGUAGACGUCGGGCCGGUGAAACGAGGCUUAGGGAAAGUCAAUCAUUGAAUCGCAUUACUGAAGUACAAGAGGCUGAAAUACCAAGCGCGUGUCAUGCUCUCUAUCGAAAUAUAACAGUCGUUACUUCAACUUGUAAUUCGACUUCAACAAUGUCAAUAAUUAAUUCUAAAUCAAUAACAGCUACCGCAACGGCAACAACAACAACAACAACAACAACAGCAGCAACAACAACAACAACAGCAAUAAUAACAAUGUCUAAUUCAAUAAAUAGUUUAGCCUCUACAACAACAACUAAUAUAAAUAGCAGUUCUUUGACGACUAGUUCUACGACUACAGUACAACGAGCUAAAGGAUUUGGAGCAAGGCUUUUACAAAGUUGGAAUCUCAGCACCAAGGGACUCGGUACUCAAUCUGUUAAUACUAAAUCCCCAGGAUACUGUUGCAAAGACACGAAUAGUGGUAGUAAAAUAGGUAAUCAAGAGGAGAGUAAAUUCGUAGAGAUAAUACGCGAAGACAAGGGGAAAUGUGAGCUCAACCGUGGCAUGUUAAAUUUCGAAAAGGAAAACACAAAAAGCUCGGGAAUGAACAAUACGCGUGGUAGUAGCGGUAAUAGUGGUAAUGAUUGCAAAAGUAGAAAAAUAAGACUUCUUACACGUUACUUUGCAGUACACAAAAAAUUGUGUGUCCCGUUGCCGGGUUUUCUCGGCAAAGGUAAAUUGUACAAAGCCCGUUCUUGUGGCAAUAUCUCUCGGGAGCGGGUCUCCCCGUCUUCACCAAAGUCUGUACUACUUUGUGCUACCAGCGACGAUAAAUGGCGUGAACGUCACCAGUGGAGUGAUACUAAAGAGCAUCACCAACAACACCACCAGCAAAAUCAUCAACUUCAACAGCAGCAUCAUCAACAACAACAGCAACAACAACAAUUGUUACUACAACAGCAUCGCGGUAGUGACGGUGACAUAAAUCAGAAUCUUGGGUUAGCUCAGUUUGUACAAGACAGUGUUAUGAACAAUGGUUGCGUCGGUUUACCAGCCAUUUGUCACAUUCACCUUGGUGACCCAUCCAAGUGUUGCAGUCUCUGUUGAUAUGAUUUAUUAUUAUGUGGUCCUCCUGACGGUUUAUAAUUAUUUACUGGAGGGAACAGUGCAAUAAUAUUAUCACAUGGUUAAGUCUAAGUCUUCGAAUAAAUUAAAACAUAAAUAUAUAAAUAUAUAAUUAUUUUUAAAUAAUUUUUGAAAUAUACAGUCCAUGCGCUGUUCAUUGCUUUUGUUUUAUAGUUUGAAUUUUUAAGCCUAUAAAAUCUGUCGGCGAUUUUUUUUCUACUUUUUAGUAUGAGAGGUUUGAAUUUCAAAUUUUUUUGUUCAAUUUAUGAUUAUAAGUAAUAAAUAAUCAUAAAAAACUACAAAAAAUAUGCAUCUGACAUUUUUUGUACUGAUUAAUAAGAUAAUAUUGACAUAUUUGUGAAAAAAAAAAAUUAUCGUUUAUAACAAAAAGCUGAGUAUUGAUUUUUUUUGAAAAAUUGAGACUUGAAAUUCUAUGGCUAAAAAAAUAUUAAGAAUUGUUAUAAAGCUUCAUGGACGUUGAAAUUUAUAAAUGAUGAAAACAAUAAAUAGCGUAUAAACUAAUAACG
Messenger RNA from Cotesia glomerata, 5508 nucleotides. RefSeq names its product serine/threonine-protein kinase par-1 (gene Snrk). Bases 1385 to 4963 code for a protein of 1192 amino acids. Gene Ontology annotation, molecular function: tau-protein kinase activity; ATP binding; protein serine/threonine kinase activity. NCBI's taxonomy places the organism in Eukaryota, Metazoa, Arthropoda, Insecta, Hymenoptera, Braconidae. Gene Ontology annotation, cellular component: cytoplasm. The transcript has 8 exons. Gene Ontology annotation, biological process: intracellular signal transduction; microtubule cytoskeleton organization; protein phosphorylation. The record is from RefSeq and is a predicted model, not a curated record.